GAAAAAACCUCUCGUGUGCUAUGCCAAGAUAAUUGAAUUCGUCACAUUUUUCUAAUGAAAAAGCAAAAAUUCUUAACCAAAUAAAGUCAAAUUUUUAAAAGACAAUUUUGGUGAACAAAUUCAUUUUACAUAUUCCGAAUAUUUAAUAUAUCUUUUAAAAAUCGAAUAAAGUUGUGAAGGAAAAGUUUUUCCCCAGAAAUAUGGCGGACGAUUGGGAAAAUGCUGCCGAGUCUAAUAUCGUUAUAAAGCCUGCCGUGCCAAGUAAUGUUAAUAAAUGGGCUGGCGAAGAUGAAGCUGAUGAUGUUAAAGAUAGUUGGGAAGAUGAGGAAGAGAAAAAAGACGAAGAAAAGGUUGAAAAAAGAAAUACAACUACGAAAACGCCGAUAAAGCCAGCUACAUUACUGCUGCUGCAGGAAGAUGCUGAAGAAAAAAGGUUAGCUAAUAUGACACCUGAAGAAAAAGUUGCUGAAAAAUUGCGUCUUCAAAAACUUCAAGAGGAAAAAGAUCUUCAAACUGCUUUGGAAACACUUGGUAUAUUACCGGGGGCCGAGGUGUUAGAUGCUUUCAAUCCGCAAACAAAAGAAGAUUUUAAGGAAUUUGGUACGACGCUGAGCUGGAAAAUUUCCGAAUAUAAGGACUCACCUCAUUUUCCUCAAUUCGCUGAAGAUUUAGUGCGGAAUAUUUGUCUAAAUCUUGCGCCUGCCGAAUUAAGAAAGAUUAAAAUUUUUGUUGAUAGUCUACAUUCGGAAAAGCUUAAAUUGGAAAAACAAAAUACGAAAAAAUCUUCCAGUAAAGGCAAAAAUAAAGCAACGAUAAGAGCGGACACUGAUGAUAUUGAUGAUUAUAAAAAAUACGGCAAUGACUAUGACGAUUUCGAUGAUGACUUUAUGUAAAUAAUAUAACCUGCACUAGGUACAUUUGUUGUGCUGUUUUCUCUGCUCGUUGUCUCUCCGUGAUGCUGCAAUAAUUGGGCUCAUUUUUUACUCAAUAGCACACGAAUUAAAAGUUGAAAGCCUAAUUUUUGUUAAAUAUGAGUGUCAUCUACUUACGUAAAAGCUUGCGUGUUUUAUAAUUAAUAAUACCACAACACAUAACUGCAACAAAAAGAUAUGUAAAUUCGAGUCUAAAUACAGUAACAAUAAUACAAUUUAUUUUCAGGUUAGUUAUUUA
This is a messenger RNA of Glossina fuscipes, 1170 nucleotides long. RefSeq names its product eukaryotic translation initiation factor 3 subunit J (gene eIF3j). The record is from RefSeq and is a predicted model, not a curated record. Lineage: Eukaryota; Metazoa; Arthropoda; Insecta; Diptera; Glossinidae. The coding region runs from base 201 to 893 and encodes 230 amino acids. The transcript has 6 exons. Gene Ontology annotation, molecular function: translation initiation factor activity. Gene Ontology annotation, cellular component: eukaryotic translation initiation factor 3 complex; cytoplasm.